Messenger RNA from Penicillium cosmopolitanum, 1707 nucleotides. Its product is annotated as flavin-containing monooxygenase. Bases 1 to 1707 code for a protein of 568 amino acids. The transcript has 3 exons. The record is from RefSeq and is a predicted model, not a curated record. NCBI's taxonomy places the organism in Eukaryota, Fungi, Ascomycota, Eurotiomycetes, Eurotiales, Aspergillaceae.
AUGGUGAUCGAAACCAAUUUAUCUGGUGGCAAAUCGACUGCUACCUCUGUGAACAAUGUCACUAAUAGUUCUGUUUCUCCGAAUUGGGUGCCUGUUCGCGAAGCACCUGUCUUCAGCCCCCGCAAGAUCAAAGUCGUGUGUGUCGGAGCAGGGUUCUCUGGGCUUAUGCUGGCAUACAAAUGGAAACACCACAAGUUGAAUGAAUUUAUCAACUUGACAAUCUAUGAAAAGAACCCUGAAGUGGGGGGCACUUGGUAUGAGAAUCGGUAUCCCGGUGUUGGCUGUGAUGUCCCAGCCCAUAUCUACACAUUUCCGUUCGAACCAAACCCCGACUGGUCGUCUUUCUAUGCAUCCGGGGCAGAAAUUUGGAAGUACAUCAAACAGACCACGAAGAAGCACCACCUUGAUGAGAGGGUAUCUUUCAACUCCAAAGUCGUUUCGACCUACUGGAACGACUUGACUGCAACCUGGAAAAUCAAAGUGGACAAGGGGGGUAGUGUCACUGAAUCAGAAGCGGAUGUCCUAAUCAAUGGCUCUGGUAUCUUGAAUCAGUGGCGCUGGCCAGAACUAGAAAGACUGCAUUCAUUCACUGGCACGCUUGUUCAUAGUGCCAACUGGAACCAAUCCCUGAAUUGGGAGGGCAAGAAUGUGGCUAUUAUUGGCAACGGGUCUUCUGCAAUUCAGAUGUUACCUGAGAUGCAGCCCAAGAGCCGCAGUAUUUUCACUUACAUACGCUCGCCUACCUGGAUCACGCCGAACUUUGCAGCACAGUUCACCCCAGAAGGGAAGAACUUCAGUUACUCGGAAGAACAAAAGAGAAAAUUCCGUGAAAAUCCAGAUGAGUUGUUCAAACUCAGAAAGAACAUUGAGCAUGAAUUCAACAAGUUCUUCUACACCCUGCUGGCAGACAGUCCCGAGCAGGCCGCUAUCGGUGAAUAUACCCGGAAACAAAUGCAAGAACGUCUCAAGAACAAUCCUGAACUUUGCGCCAAUCUUAUUCCUGAUUUCAAGGUUGGUUGUCGGCGCCUUUCGCCCGGAGAUGGGUACCUCGAGGCUCUGCAAGAACCUAACGUUAGUAUCGAAUACAACCCGAUCGAGAGAGUCACAGAAAGAGGCAUUGUUAGUGGAGGGUCCGAGAAAGAGUUCGAUAUCAUUGUUUGUGCUACGGGAUUUGAUGUCAGCUUUACUCCUCCUUGGGAUAUGGUUGGAAACCAUGGAAUAAAUCUCAGGGAUCAGUGGCAAGAUACACCAGAGGCCUACUUUGGCCUGUGCACCAAGAACAUGCCGAACUUCUUCAUCUUCAAUGGACCUAACUGUCCAGUGGCUCAUGGGAGUUUGUUAUCAGCUAUAAACUUUACGGCUGAUUGGGUUCUGAGAUGGUGCGAGAAGAUUGCAACCGAAGACAUCAGGUCCAUAGUUAUCAAUGAAGCAGCAAUGAACGACUACAAUGUUUACUCGCAGGAGUUCCACAAGAGGACUGUCUGGACAGGUGGCUGCCGUUCGUGGUUCAAAAACAACAAGGUGGAUGGGAAGGUCACAGCAAUGUAUGCUGGAAGUGUUCCACACUACAAGGAAAUCCUUGACAGUUUCCGGACCGAAGAUUUCGACAUCUCUUACAAUAGUCGAAACCGUUUCCGGUUUAUGGGUAAUGGGCUGACUCUUAGGGACGCUAGAGGUGAGGAUUUAGCUUAUUAUAUGGAAAAAUAA